Apus apus (common swift) is the source of this 1940-nucleotide messenger RNA. Its product is annotated as E3 ubiquitin-protein ligase KCMF1-like. Bases 591 to 1571 code for a protein of 326 amino acids. Gene Ontology annotation, biological process: synaptic signaling. NCBI's taxonomy places the organism in Eukaryota, Metazoa, Chordata, Aves, Apodiformes, Apodidae. The transcript has 8 exons. Gene Ontology annotation, molecular function: zinc ion binding. Gene Ontology annotation, cellular component: plasma membrane. The record is from RefSeq and is a predicted model, not a curated record.
AGGGAGAGUCAGUGAGUGUAUGAGGGAGGCAGGCAGGCCGGCCGGCCGGCCAGCCAGCCAGCCAGGGCUAUUGGAACAGAUACCUCUUUGCUUUACCCCCUCAUUUCUUUCCUCUUUUUGUUGCUUGUUCGUUUCGCGCUUGCGGGUUAGUGCGUAAGGCGAGAGGGAUCUAGGCUAAAGCGACGCCCGAGCAGCCCAGCAGGAGCCUAGGGACAGGCCUGGGCUGCAGCCUCAAAAUUAGGAUGUCCCGACAUGAAGGUUUCAGCACCACUAUUAAAGCAUCGGAGCAACCAAGGAAGAAUUCCCUCACCAUCAAUGCGGGUGAAGUCCUUUCUCAUGAGGCGCAGUUCUUUCAUAGAGAAAGGCUGGACAAGGUCAUCGUCAUCAUCUGAUUGAGGAGGGCCUGCUGUUCUAUCUACUUGAGAAGGGCCUGAUUUUUUACCUGUUUGAGAGGUGUCAGCUGUGAUGCCUGUUUAAAAGGAAAUUUUCGAGGUCGCAGAUACAAGUGUUUAAUUUGCUACGAUUAUGACUUGUGUGCAACUUGUUAUGAAAGUGGUGCAACAACAACAAGGCAUACAACUGACCAUCCAAUGCAGUGCAUACUAACAAGAGUAGAUUUUGAUUUGUAUUAUGGUGGAGAAGCUUUCUCUGUAGAGCAGCCGCAGUCCUUUACUUGUCCUUAUUGUGGAAAGAUGGGUUAUACAGAAACAACUCUUCAAGAACAUGUUGCUUCUGAACAUGCAGAAACAUCAACAGAGGUGAUUUGUCCAAUAUGUGCCGCAUUACCUGGAGGGGAUCCUAAUCAUGUCACAGAUGAUUUUGCAGCUCAUCUUACACUGGAACACAGAGCUCCUAGAGAUUUAGAUGAGUCUAGCGGUGUUCGGCACGUACGUAGAAUGUUUCACCCAGGCCGGGGUUUGGGAGGCCCCCGUGCACGUAGAUCCAACAUGCACUUUACUAGCAGUUCCACUGGUGGGCUCUCAACUUCUCAGAGUUCAUACUCUCCAAGCAAUAGAGAAACCAUGGAUCCUAUAGCUGAGCUUUUAUCACAGUUAUCAGGCGUGAGACGUUCUGCAGGGCAGCUCAAUUCUUCUGGCCCUUCUGCUUCUCAGUUACAGCAGCUGCAGAUGCAACUGCAGUUGGAGCGACAGCAUGCACAAGCAGCGAGACAACAACUGGAGACUGCACGGAAUGCAACUAGACGCACUAACACAAGCAGCAUCCCCACCACUCUUACACAAUCUAUAGCAGCAACCAAUACAUCUAACACAGAAAGCAAUCAGUCAACUAUACAGAAUUCCCAGUUUCUUCUUAUGAGGUUGAAUGAUCCUAAGAUGUCAGAAGCAGAGCGUCAGUCAAAAGAAAGUGAACGGGCAGACCGCAGCUUGUUUGUUCAAGAGCUUCUACUGUCCACUUUGAUGCAGGAAGAAAGUUCCUCCUCAGAUGAGGAUGAACAGGGAGAGAUUGCUGAUUUUGGUGCUAUGGGCUGUGUAGAUAUUAUGCCUCUAGAUGUUGCUUUAGAAAACCUGAAUUUAAAAGAGAGUAAUACAAGAAAUGAGCCUCCUCUUUGAUGGCAUCCCACUUAGCAGACAAUGUCCUCUGUGCUGUAUUUGCCAAUGAAAGUGGACAAUAACUAUCUUGGAUUUGUUUUGGUGAUUGUAAUUUCAGGUCUGUCACUCUUGUUACAUUGUGUACAUUCACAGGAAAAGAGAAAAGAUAUAUACAAUAAUCAUUUCCACUUAACCAGUUUUUACUUUUAGCAGGUAAUAUAGGUUGCAGUGCAGAGAAAAAAGCUCUGCGUCCUGUAGCUUGACAUGCAAAAAACUCUCCUGAUACUCCACAUUCAAACUGAAGAGUAAAAAAUGAAAAAUCUCUAAUGAAGCUGCUGUGUGUAUUUAUGAAUAUUAAUGAAUAAAAAUUGCUUGGAUGGUUUACCUUAA